This is a messenger RNA of Closterium sp. Yama58-4, 2367 nucleotides long. The record is from the annotation of a GenBank genome assembly. Lineage: Eukaryota; Viridiplantae; Streptophyta; Zygnematophyceae; Desmidiales; Closteriaceae.
AUGAGACCCUGGCAUCUCAUCUCCGGCUGGGAGGUCGGUGCUGCUUCUGCUCCUAGUGGGAAGCGCCGCAGCGGCAAGGGCAAGGGAGGCAAGAGUGGUGGAGGUGGCGGCGGGGGGGGUAGUAGUGGAGGCGGUGGAGGCGCUGGAGGUGGCGGAGGUGGCGGGGGGAGUGGUUGUGGGGGUGGGGGCGUCGGUGGCGGUGGUAGCAGCAGCGGUGGGGGCGGUGGUGGUGGUCGUGGCGGCAGUGGGAGUGGUGGGCGCGGUGGUGGCGGCAAUGGGAGUGGUGGCGGCGGUGGUGGCGGCAGUGGGAGUGGUGGCGGCGGCAGUGGUGGUGGUCGGGCUCAUUGCAGCGGCAGCACCAGCGGCGUCCACGUGAGACCCUCACCCCCCAGCAGCUUCGUGAGUGGUACGCUCAGCGUGGGGCGUCUGGGGGUAGUGCUCGCUGCCCGUACGUCAUUCGCACAGGUGACCACCCAGCACCACUGCUUCUCCCGCCUAGACGACGCUUGGCGCACUGAGUUUGGCGAUGAGGCAGAGAUUUCCCGCCGGGCAGAGCUGCUUAGGUCUGGUGUUGAUAUCUUUGCUCUUGACUAUGACGCUAUCCUUGCUGGCAUGUAUGCUUUGACUGUUAGUGCUGAGGGUGACUGUUACUUGUGUGUGCCGCCCGACCCUGGUAUAGAGGCUGCUGCUCUAGGUGCUAGUGAGUCUGCUCUCUUUGGUACUGCGCUUGCUGAGGCCUUGCACACCUUCACGCUUGACUCAGUGUCUGGCGGUUCCGUCUCAGGUCUCCACCUCCCCUCGUUCUUGACGAACUUGGUGAGUAAUGCAGUCCUUCAGGAUGCAUGGGUUGAUACCUUUACCCCUGGAGGCCAGCGUGUGGCGAUCUGCACGUGCUCCCGGACUGGCCGUCACCUGGCCACGUUCACCCGUCGGCCUUGGUCUAGUCUGUACACACUGACCACUGCGCCUCCUCCGGUAGCUGCGUCUGCUCAGGUGUCAGCGUCAGGUCAGGUAGCAGCCUCCUGCGAGUGUCGUCGCCUGUCGCACCAGACUCUCCUUUGGCACCACCGCCUUGGUCACCCUUCCCUGCCACGCCUCCGUGGCAUGCACUCCCGCCUCCUUGUCUCUGGUCUUCCCAGGUCUCUGCCUCCCCUCCCACCCUCGCCUGCCCCGCCCUGCAUUCCUUGCGUCGAGGGGCGGCAGCGCGCCGCUCCUCACUCCUCCUCGUUUCCCCCGACGACUGCUCCCCUGCAGACCCUCCACAUGGACGUAUGGGGCCCAGCCCGCGUCCAGGGACAGGGCCGCGAGCGGUACUUUCUGCUGGUUGUUGACGACUACUCGCGGUACACCACGGUCUUCCCCUUGCGCAGCAAGGGAGACGUCCCUGAUGUCUUGAUCCCUUGGAUCUGCACUGUCCGUCUCCAGCUCCACGAGCGGUUCCGCACGGACCUUCCUGUCUUGCGUCUGCACUCUGACAGAGGUGGUGAGUUUUCCUCCGACCUCUUGCGGGACUUUUGUCGUGGGGAGGGCAUCCUCCAGUCGUUCACACUUCCGGCCUCCCCGCAGCAAAAUGGGAUUGCUGAGCACCGCAUUGGCUUAGUCAUGGAGGUGGCUCGUACCUCCAUGAUCCAUGCGACUGCCCCCCAUUUUCUGUGGUCGUUUGCAGUCCGGUACGCUGCGCAUCAGCUCAACCUCUUGCCCCGUGUCUCCUUGCCGGAGACCUCGCCUACACUGCGUUGGAUGGGGGAGGUUGGCGAUGCGUCGGUGUUCCGGGUCUGGGGUUCUCGUGCCUUUGUCCGCGAUACCACCACGGACAAGCUCUCCUCUCGCGCCGUUCCUUGCGUCUUCCUUGGCUUUGUCCCUGACGCGCCUGGCUGGCAGUUUUACCACCCCACCUUGCGCCGUGUUCUGUCUCCUCAGGAUGUGACGUUUGACGAGUCAGCUCCCUUCUACCGUCUCUUCCCCUACCGCACUGCCCCUCUCCCCCCCCCGCCGCUCUUCCUCGCUCCAGGUCCCCCUCCGGUAGACCCCCUCCCCCCUCAGGGUCUUGCUCCUUCAGGUGUGUCUCAGGACGACCCGCCUCCCUUGGCUGAGCCUGUGGAGAUCACCGGUGACUCUGGUGCUGCUGGGGGUGGUGCUGCUCGGGGUACUGCGUCUGGGGGUGCUGAGCCUGAGCGUGCAGAGCCUGGGGGUGCUGAGCCUGAGCGUGCGGAGCCUGAGGGUGCUGAGCCUGAGCGUGCGGAGCGUGGGCGUGCUGAGCGUGUGCGUACAGAGCCUGAGGUUGCUGAGCCUGGGGGUGCUGCGUCUGAGGGUGCUGAGCCUGGGGGUGCUGCGUCUGGGGGUGCUGAGCCUGUGGGUGCGGCGUGA